Molecule: messenger RNA, 4468 nt
Organism: Lathyrus oleraceus (garden pea)
Lineage: Eukaryota; Viridiplantae; Streptophyta; Magnoliopsida; Fabales; Fabaceae
Product: G-type lectin S-receptor-like serine/threonine-protein kinase At4g27290
Exons: 7
Coding region: 1748-4183 (811 amino acids)
Biological process (GO): protein phosphorylation; recognition of pollen
Cellular component (GO): plasma membrane
Molecular function (GO): ATP binding; protein serine/threonine kinase activity
Source: RefSeq, a predicted model, not a curated record
UUUAAACAAAAACUAUACACAUAUGUCCUAUGAUCAAUCUAGUUGAUCCUGUAAGUAACCAAAGUAUCAAUUUUGAAGACUAGUGCUUAUUUACCAAAAUCCAAGAUAAACACCUGUAGGCAUGCUUUAUGGAAGAGAGGCAACAUGACAUCUUUGGAUAAUUUCCCCAACCCCUAUUUCUACCUCCACCGCUUUGUUGUAUGUGAUAUGGGGGUUUUAGUCCCCUUUUCCAAAGUUCUAAAGGUGAUUAAUGUUGCUACAUCCCAGAUCUCGCCCAAUGGAUGAAACUUGAUUCGGGAAUUUGGGAUUAUAUGUCGGCGACUGUAGGUCCAUCCUACCAAAGGGAUGUUCUUCUCCUUCUACGACACCAAGACGGUCAUUAGAGGCGGCUAGGUGACCUUAUGCAUCCCUCUUGGAAGGUCUCUAUUCAAACCAUAUUCCAAUCAUUGUAAAAAUUGGAAAGAUAAGUUCGCAAGGUUGAGGGGCGUGAUGACACCUAUAUGGUCACGACUGGGACGAAUGACUCCCAUCGCUUUCCUCAACCCUGGACAAACAAUCUAGUGAUGAUCACUAGGUACAACUUUGGCUACCUCACACCUGAUGAGACGGAGGUAGAUUAUCUUUUGGGUGAAUUCGAGGUAAUGAAUUUUUAUACCAUGAUCAUCUUGUAUCAGGGGACGAUAAUGACAUGAACAAAUAAAUGAGUAAGUUUGAUAUGUUAAUAGCCCUUAUUUUGUUUUUUUUGUGUGGCCAGGUUGCUUACAUUAUACUUUCUUUUUUUUCCAAGAGGAAAUGUCAAAACUGAUGGAAAAUAUUAAAACUCCCUUUGGCCGAUCUGAAGGAGAGCCAAGCCAAGAGGAAAGUUGAACGGCCAAAAUCCAGAAAUAGGAGUUUGGCUUGAUCAAAAAGGGACCAAGAGGCAAGUCGAGGAUGACACGCCUCAUGAGCCUCGUGCCCCUAAAAUCUAGAAAUAGGAGUUUGGCUUGAUCACAAAGGGACCAUGAGGCAAGUCGAGGAUGACGUGCCCCAUGAGCCUCGUGCCCCUAAAAUCCAGAAAUAGGAAUUCAGUCCAACUUUGAGACAAAGAGCUGACUCAAUCACGGGUCCCAUAUCAAGUUUUUGAUAGUUGUUAUAUAGUUAUCCUGACACAAAUAACAUGAGAAUGAUGGCCAUGAUGAUGUAACAUUCGUAUCAGUAAAGACCAUAAAAGUAUUUUGUGUAGUCAAGUCACAAACAUGGGAAGAACAAGAGAUAAAAGAGCAGUAACUACAUAUAGUAAGUAUUUGUGGCCAAAAUAAGCUAGAACGACUCUGAUUGAGACUUUGCUUGUCCGACACAUGCAAGAUCACAGACAUUAUAUUUUACCGCAAGUAGAGCUCAGAAAUUCUCUAAAAAGAUUGAUGUAAAGUGACACUUUUCUUUAGCAAAGAAAUUUGUCCACAUGAAAAUAGGCCCUUUAAAUUCGACAAGAAAAUAUGAACAAUCUAUGUUGGCGAAAAGUAAAAACAACCAAAACGAAUAUUAGUUAGUCACUACCUUAAAAAUGGUCAAAAAGCGGCGUAGUUUGUACAGGAUUCUUGAAAAUUUGCAUUUGAGUUGGUGGAACAACGUUGCCGAUAGUCAGCAUUAACACGUAUUUGACUUCACCAUUUUUCCUCAAAACAACUUUACCAAAACAUAGCAUAAUUUGAACAAAACUUUGUCACAAAAACAACACACCAAUAACAUCACAAUCCACAACUUUGUAAUGGCCAGAACUAGAACCUAUAACAACGUAGUUCUUCUGUACUCUAACAUAAUGAUCUUCUUCAUUCCUUUUGUCAUCUCCCUCAGAAGCCUCACUCCAGACAAAUCCAUCCACUACAACGACUACCUAGUUUCCGAAACCGGAAAAUUCGAAGCCGGGUUCACCAACAUAGAGAAUUCACAGAACAUAUACUUUUGCGUAUGGUACAAGAAUCUAAACCCAAGAACAAUUGUUUGGGUAGCCAAUAGAGAUACACCACUGCAAAACUCAACAGGAAUAUUCAAACUCACUGAUACAGGAAAUCCAGUCAUAGUUGAUGGCUCGGAGAACACAAUUUGGUUCUCUAAUGCAUCAACAAUUGUAGAGAAUCCGUUUCUAUUGCUCUUGGACACCGGAAACAUCGUGGUACGAAACGGAAGUUUAAAUGAUGUUUGGUGGCAAAGCUUUGAUUAUCCUGGUGACACUUUACUACCUGGGAUGAUACUUCGAACUAAUCGAAUCAAUGGAGCGCAUAAUGCUUUGACAUCAUGGAAAAACUCAGGAGAUCCUGCAAGAGGUGAGUUUUCGUAUUAUAUAGAUUCUAAUGGUUUUCCUCAACUGUUUAUUUCAAAGGGAUCAGUGUUAGUUUAUAGACUAGGGUCAUGGAAUGGAUUUUUCUUCAGUGGGGUUCCUUGGGAAACACUCUAUAGUUAUUUCAAAUUUUCCUUUGAGUUAACUGAGAAACAAGUUCAAUUUAAAUAUGAACCGUUGAACGACACGAUUGUUUCAAGAUACCUUAUCACUCCGACCGGCUUCGUGCAACGUUACAUUUGGUUAUAUCAGACAGAAACUUGGCAACUUUUCCUUGCUGGCCCUGGGGACCAGUGUGAUAAUUACAACAUCUGUGGUGUAAAUUCCGAUUGUAACACGGGGAACACGGAGAUAUGCAAAUGUCUCAUUGGCUUCACACCCAAAUCGUCGAAUGAUACCGAUGGGUGCGUUAGGAAGGUGAAGCUGGAUUGUGACGAUAGAGACAGAUUCGUUACGUAUACAAAGAUGAAGUUGCCGGACACGUCUUCGUCAUGGUUUGAUGAGAAAAUGAGUCUUGUGGAAUGUGAGAAACAAUGCCGGAAAAACUGUAGUUGCAUAGCUUAUGCAAGUUUAGAUAUUAAAAAUGGUGGAAGUGGAUGCAUCACUUGGUUCAAUAACAUCAUUGACAUGAGGACAGGAAGCUCUUCUGGGCAAGAGAUUUACAUAAGAGUGGCUGCUUCAGAAUUAGGUAGUUCAACGAAUAACAGAAAGAAGAAAAUGAUAGCAGGUAUUUUAGUAGGAAUCGGAGUCCUCUUCUUGAGUAUUACGACGGUUGGAUAUGUCAUCUUUCUAAAGAGGAAAAAACUUCAGAACUCAGGUAGGAGCACAACAAUAAACCAUGAAGAUAACAUGAAUCAUGAGAAGGAAAGUAUUGACAUAUCAACUUUUGAUUUUUCUACCAUAGCUAAUGCCACUGACAACUUCUCCUCCAUUAACAAACUUGGAGAAGGUGGAUAUGGACCUGUUUACAAGGGUGUACUAGCAAAUGGUAGAGAGAUUGCCGCCAAGCGGCUUUCGAUUAAAUCUGUACAAGGACCACAGGAAUUUCAAAAUGAAGUUCUAUUGAUUGCAAAUCUUCAGCAUAGGAAUCUUGUGAAACUCAUUGGUUGCUGCAUUCAUAAUGAUGAAAGAAUAUUGAUUUAUGAAUACAUGCCUAAUAGAAGUUUGGACAACUUUAUUUUUGAUCAAACCAGAAGUAAAGUAUUGGAUUGGAACACACGUUUCCAUAUUAUAAGAGGAAUCGCCCGAGGACUUCUGUAUCUUCACCAAGAUUCUAGAGUAAGGAUCAUCCAUAGAGAUCUAAAAACCAGUAAUAUUCUUCUUGAUAAUGAUAUGAGCCCAAAAAUUUCGGACUUUGGACUCGCUAGAGCUUUUGGCGGAGAUCAUGAUGAGGCCAAUACAGUUAGAGUAGUUGGAACUCAUGGUUACAUGCCUCCAGAAUAUGCUGUAUAUGGAUCUUUUUCAGUGAAGUCUGAUGUCUUCAGUUUCGGUGUUAUUGUUCUAGAAAUCAUCAGUGGGAGGAAGAGCCGAGAAUUUUUCAACCCAGAACAUAAUCUUAACCUUAUUGGACAUGCUUGGAGACUUUGGAGUGAGGAUAAACAAUUGGAACUGAUAGAUGAGACUCUUAAAGGUUCAAUUACAAUGGAUGAGGCAUUAAAAUGUAUUCACAUUGGGUUGUUAUGUGUGCAAGAUAGAGCAGAUGAUAGGCCUGAAAUGUCAUCUGUUGUUCUAAUGAUGAAUGGGGAGAGAGCAUUACCUAAUCCAAGGCAGCCUGGGUUUUAUCCUCAUGAAGUUAUCUCUUACUCAAGCAAACAAGAAUUGUCAUCCACAAAUGAAAUUUCUAUUUCACUGUUACACCCAAGAUAAUCAUGAUAUGCUUAUGUUUAAAUGAGUUCAAAUUUUUUCCAAGAUAGUUAUAGAAUGAUAAUUAGUGUUGUUGAACUUGUAACUUGUAGCACAAGUCAUACAUGUAUCUUGCAGUACAAGCCACUGCUUUGUACCACGCCAUUUACAUGACUUAAUAUUAUUGGUUGUUUGUUUUGUACUGUUAGAGUUAGUUAAGAUCUGCAAGUACUAUAAAAGGUAGCUUGUAACUAACUUGUAACUAACUUGUAAAUCAUCAAUUUCAUUUCAAUCAAUUGGAGUUUGUUA